Messenger RNA from Pogoniulus pusillus (Red-fronted tinkerbird), 1954 nucleotides. It is a transcript of the gene HOXA13, whose product is annotated as homeobox A13. The transcript is spliced from 2 exons. Gene Ontology annotation, molecular function: DNA-binding transcription factor activity, RNA polymerase II-specific; RNA polymerase II cis-regulatory region sequence-specific DNA binding. The coding region runs from base 71 to 985 and encodes 304 amino acids. Gene Ontology annotation, biological process: regulation of transcription by RNA polymerase II. NCBI's taxonomy places the organism in Eukaryota, Metazoa, Chordata, Aves, Piciformes, Lybiidae. The record is from RefSeq and is a predicted model, not a curated record.
AUUGAGUAUCUCUUUUUUCAGUCUUUGGGGCUUUUAAAAAAGAGCCACUAGUCUCAAUGCGGAGCGGGCUAUGACAGCCUCCGUGCUCCUCCACCCCCGCUGGAUCGAGCCCGUCAUGUUCCUCUACGACAACAGCCUGGAUGAGAUCAAUAAGAACAUGGACGGGUUUCACGCCGGCAGCAACUUCGCGGCGGCGGCGGCCAACCCCUGCCGCAACCUGAUGGCUCACCCCGCGCCCCUGGCCGCCCCCAGCGCCGCAGCCUACACCUCCAGCGAGGCCCCCGCCGCCGGCAUGGCCGAGCCUGCUGUCAAGCAGUGCAGUCCUUGCUCGGCCGCCGUGCAGAGCUCCUCCGGCGCCGCCCUGCCCUACGGCUACUUCAGCAGCGGCUACUACCCCUGCCGCAUGACCCACCACAACGCCAUCAAGUCCUGCGCCCAACCCGCUUCCACCUUUGCCGACAAGUAUAUGGACACCUCGGUCUCCGGUGAGGAGUUCACGUCGCGGGCCAAGGAGUUCGCCUUCUACCAGGGCUAUGCCGCCGGGCCUUACCAGCCGGUGCCCGGCUAUUUGGAUAUGCCUGUGGUGCCCGCCAUCGGCGGCCCCGGCGAGCCGCGCCACGACCCCCUACUCCCCAUGGACAGCUACCAGCCUUGGGCCAUCACCAAUGGGUGGAACGGGCAAGUGUACUGCCCCAAGGAGCAAAGCCAGCCGCCUCACCUCUGGAAAUCCACCCUCCCGGACGUUGUUUCUCAUCCCCCGGACGCGAACUCUUACAGACGUGGGAGAAAGAAACGAGUGCCUUACACAAAAGUCCAGUUAAAAGAACUCGAAAGGGAAUAUGCUACAAACAAAUUCAUAACCAAAGACAAACGGAGGAGGAUAUCGGCAACUACAAAUCUGUCAGAGAGACAGGUCACAAUCUGGUUCCAAAACAGAAGGGUCAAAGAGAAAAAAGUGAUCAACAAAUUGAAGACUACCAGUUAAUGGAUUAAAAAUGGAGAAGCAGCAACUCUAACGUUUCAGAACUUUUUUUUUCCCGUGUUCAAAUUAAAAUAAUUAUUAAUAAUAAUUAAAAAGAGAAAAGACAACGAACCUCUUCUUUCAGAACAAGAAAUCUGUAUCUUUGGAAUUAUAGCUUUCUUGGGUUGUUUUUUUUUUUAUUAUUAUUAUUGUUGUUGUUGUUUUGAUUUUUUUGUUGUUUUUUAAUAUUGCUGUAGCAGAAUGGUUAAAACUGACAGUUCUCCUGAGAUCCGAAGCAGCCAGCCAAUAUCACUGACAGACUGUAAAGCCCACACACUCAACCCUGAAAGAUAUACUUUCAAUUAAGACAUGAUUUUCUGCAAAACUUACAUGUGCUUCUACGACCUUACUGUUUGAGAGGACUCGUCCCGGCCACGAUGCAAGAGCUGGUUAACAUGAGGAGGUCGAUGUGGACACAUAACCAGGUUUUCGUCCAUUGAAAUCCAAACUGUAUAUUGAAUGACUGCUCAGGUAAACCAUAGUACAAAAAAAUUACUGUAUGUUUUUAAGCAAUUUAAUGUCAAAAAGUAAUAAUAAACCUCGAAGGUACUGAAUAAGGAUUUCAGAGACAUCAGUAAUGAAGGAAGAUCUAUGGAGGAUCUAUCUUGAUAGCAAAUUAAAAGCAUCACAAAAUAGUGGGGUCAGAAAGUAGAAUAUUUACUUGGAGAUGUCUUAAGGGUUUAGGUUUUAAUUUCAACAGAUGAUUUCUUAUCAUCUGAACUGAGAUUUAUUUUAUUGUUGGUUUGUUGUGGGUUUUGGUUUGGUUUUUGUUUUUUUCUGACCUGCAGACCAUACAAUACUUCUUAAAAAGGAUUCUGCCUAUUUUAAAACCCAGAUAAUCUUCAAGAAUUAAUAUUCUAAGUCCCCUGAAAAUUUAAAAUAUUUGCCUCUGGGUGGACACAAAACCCAUGAACAUUGGCAUUUCUUUACUAU